GUCAUCCUACAAGAAGGACGAUGGACGACCCAGCGUAUUGCCCGAGUUUGAUCGGGAAAGUGAUCAGCCAGUUCGACGACGACAAUGGCACAGUGUUCCGCGGCUGUUCGUACUACGAAGGCUUGAACAAGGCCGCGACCCAAGUGGACCCAGCCGAGCUGCGGGAAAAGGACUGCAAGAACCCAGACUGCGCCGCCCUGUGGGCAGAGUUUGUCUCGUUCACGUCCCUCUGCCCUAUCCUCGACCAAGAGACACGACACACCGUCAGCAUCUCCUCGCUCGCAUCCGUGUGCGCCCCCACGACAGCCAAAGCACUGGCCUCCACCGCCACGCCAUCGAACCCUGCGGCGUCUCUAUUGACGACCAACCCGUCCUCAGCGCCAACAUCAUCAUCCGCAGCCACGAUCGGUAUCGUUGCAAGCAUCGUGGUGGUCCUCGUGGCGCUUGUCGUGUUUGGCUGGACGCGGUAUCGCCGCAAUCAUUCCAGUACGACUUCCUCUUCCAAGCACUCCACUCAUACGUCAAACGAUCGAUUGGACGGCGACACCUACGAACCCCACGGAACUCCCACCCACCACCCCAACAACCACUCGACCGCCAACUCUUCCUCGAACGCAGCUUCUCUGAUGGACUCGGCCCAGCAGAGUCUCAUGCAGCGCAGCCUCCUGGACCUCGACAUGGUGCGCGUUCCCAUCGACGAGAUCUCAUACAUCAAGCCGCUGGCGGAAGGCGCGUACGGCGAAGUGUGGUUGGGCAACCUGUAUGACGGCCCCGUAGCCAUCAAGCGGUUGCUGCCGACUCGGCGGACCACGGCCGUGGAUUUGCAAAAGUUCAUUUCGGAAAUUGUGCUUCUGUCCAGAAUCGAGUGUCCGUAUGUCGUGCAUUUGAUUGGCGCGGCGUGGACUCGCCCGAGUGACAUUGUCAUGGUCACCGAGUUUAUGGCUGGUGGCGACUUGCGGCACGUGCUAGACACGAACCAGCUCGAUGACGUAGCGUUCUUUCCCUGGGUUAAGAAACUCCAGUGUGCCCACCACAUUGGCGAAGCGCUGGUUUACCUCGACUUUAUGACACCGAAAGUCAUUCACCGCGAUCUAAAGUCACGCAACGUACUGCUGGACGAAGACUUUAACACCAAGCUGACCGACUUUGGCAUUGCAAGGGAGACGGACGACGCCACCAUGACCGCGGGCAUCGGCACGUUCCGGUGGAUGGCGCCAGAAGUACUUCUGGACGGCCACUACACGGAGAAAGCCGACAUAUUUAGCUUUGGCGUCAUCUUGUCUGAGCUGAGUACGAACAUUGUGCCAUAUUCUGACCUGCGAAACGCCAAGGGCAACGUGUAUACUGACACUGCCAUCAUGGCCAAAGUGAUGACGGGCGAGCUGAUUCCGACGUUUGCAUCGGAUUGUCCAGAGUGGUUUGCAGAGCUCGGAAAGUUGUGCCUGGCGCUGGAUCCUCACGCCCGACCGAGCGCGACCAUGUUGGCGUUUCGAUUUCAAAAAGCAGUCCUGGCAGCAACAGCAUUGCAUCACGAGUCAUAGUAGAGUAGACGCAUGUAAAUAUAUAUAUAUAUAUAUAUA
Aphanomyces astaci is the source of this 1580-nucleotide messenger RNA. Its product is annotated as TKL protein kinase. Gene Ontology annotation, molecular function: ATP binding; protein kinase activity. The coding region runs from base 21 to 1541 and encodes 506 amino acids. Gene Ontology annotation, biological process: protein phosphorylation. The record is from RefSeq and is a predicted model, not a curated record. Lineage: Eukaryota; Oomycota; Saprolegniomycetes; Saprolegniales; Verrucalvaceae. The transcript is spliced from 2 exons.